AUGUUGUUCGUUUGCGCUCUCGCUCUCUCUUGCUUCGUCGCGAUUGAGGCGCACAGUGUUGAGGCUCGGGGGAAGAAGAAGAAAAUUGCUCUCCUCAUCUACUUCGCGGAUCUAAUAUUGAAGAAAGUAUUCAUAUUCAAGCUGGUAUACGCUUUCAUCUUCUGGGUAGUGGUCCACAAGGCUGGCUACUUCCUCGCCUGGUUCAUCAGCUACCUCAAGCAGCAGAAGCACGAGCAUGUGCCCCAUCACGAGUAUAUCCCCCAUCAUGAGUAUGGGCAUCACGAGUAUGGCCCCCAUCAUGACUAUGGCCCCUAUAACAGGCGUCAAGGCGGGAGACAUAGGAGAGGAUAUAAGGCCUGA
Molecule: messenger RNA, 360 nt
Organism: Aricia agestis (brown argus)
Lineage: Eukaryota; Metazoa; Arthropoda; Insecta; Lepidoptera; Lycaenidae
Exons: 2
Coding region: 1-360 (119 amino acids)
Source: RefSeq, a predicted model, not a curated record